Molecule: messenger RNA, 2709 nt
Organism: Aureobasidium vineae
Lineage: Eukaryota; Fungi; Ascomycota; Dothideomycetes; Dothideales; Saccotheciaceae
Source: the annotation of a GenBank genome assembly
AUGCUCGGUCUCGAGCGAAAGAAAGCUGUCAUCGUGAAAGAAAUGAUCACACUUCUCGUGCCAGCCCUAGUACAAGCCAGAAAAGUAGGUGCCGCUGAAAUGGGUAUACAUCCUGCUGCAAGCUUGUCUGCUGCUUUUGAUGCAUCUGUAGAAAAUAACGAUGAACAAGUAGAUCUGGGGAACAUCCUUAGAGAUCUACACUCUGCUUAUGGUGCUCGUGAUCGAAGUCAUCUCGACUCGAGGAAAGAAACACCAGAAAGCGAAGAGGAAAAUGUUCUGGAUGUUAUGAUCAAUGCUACAAUUGCACUGGCUACACAAUCAGCUGGAACAAAGUCCUUCGGCAGCAUCAACCUCAAGAUCGAUAUACUUAGGGCGUGUAUCGACUUCUGUGAGGCAUUGCCAGACCUAACAGGCGUUGUGCAUUUUUCUGCUCUGUUGCUGCGAGUCGUUGGUCCGCAAGGAACCAUGACUGUACAUGACCAUAAUCGCCGUGUCACGAUGGUUACAGAGGAACAACUCAGGUUAAUAUCUAACAUGGCAAGAACGAUCAAUGCUGCAGCUAAGAUCGGCCUGCCAAAUGUCCGAGCUUUGUACUGGGAUGACUUCCUAGUUCGCGAUGUUCAAUGGGUCGAUGAUUCAAAUAAUGAGAAGCUGCGAGAACGUCACAAGUCCGAUCUCUUGUUUGAUUCGGACAACAAGCCUGGAAAGUCGCCAUUUCUAUACAACCCUUUCGUCAAGGAGACAUACAAGACCGAAGAUAAGAUUGUUGUCGUUGGCGAACCAGUCGAGCUUGUUAUCACUCUACAAAACCCCUAUGACUUUGAGAUCAGGAUCGAACAUAUGUCGCUUGUCACUGAUGGUCCAGCGAUCGAGGUCGAGGAUCAUUCGAUCAUCUUGGGACCCGCCAGACUUCAAGAUGCUGUGAUUACUGCACGCGCCAAGGAAGAGGGUCAGAUCCAUAUCGUCGGCUGUUCUAUUCGAAUGUUCGGCUGCAAGGACCAGGUCUUCCCAAUCCAUCAGUCAGCUUGGAAACCAGACCUUCCUAUCAAGUUGAAGGAAUUUGGCCUCUCAGCUCGUGAUUCUGCGUCUGCCACAACACAAUCCAGAAAUUCUAAGGGUCGGUCAUUGAGACCUAUCCUUCCUCAACUCACGACUGUUUCAGCUGUUGCCAUCCAAACUCAACCAUAUGUCAUGGUCGACAGCCUUGACCUCUUCGAAUCUGCCUUGAUGGUUCUGGAAGGACAGAANAAAACAUUACAAAUCACUCUACGAAACACAUCAUCACACGUCACUGUUGACUUCCUUCACAUCUCAUUCGACGACUCUCUUACAUCGUCCAUUCACACAGCUUUGGCAGCCAAAGAAUUGACCAAGCCAGACAUGUACGGACUUGAACUUGAGUUAUCUCACAACCCUACAUUUACAUGGGCUCGAUCAGGUGGUGGCCAAGAUAUGACAAUUCUGCCAGGACAGAAGGCAACGUUCGAGAUUACCGUUCUUGGAAAGCCAGGUCUGGCAGCAGCGAAGAUCAUGUUUGAUUAUGCGUAUUUGGGAAAACCUUUCUCAGAAGUCGAAGGUCGGGCGUUCACUCGUCAAGUCGCAGUACCAAUUGACAUCACCGUCAACGCAAGCAUCCAGCUCCACCGCAUCGACUUUAGCGAGUUUCCUGCCGACUUUGCCUGGACGAAUCGAGGAUUGCAGGAACAAGGCCAACGGCCAAAAUCACCUCGAUCACCGUCACAUCCAGUAGAAAAGGGUAACAAUCGUUUCCGAACAUUGUUGGAUCGUGUGGGCUUGGAGUCGAGCAAUGAAGACCAUUGUCUGCUCCUUCUCGAUCUGCGCAAUUCAUGGCCAAAUCCUCUAACCGUGUCUGUCCAGGUGCGCUCCUCGUCUUCUGACGAAAGCUGGGAUCGUGCCUAUACGGUUCACGAAGUGAUUCAUCCAGGCCAUAUAGCACGUCUUGUGUUACUUCUUCCUCGCCUUCACAUUGCUAACCCUUAUGCGCCCAUUCCAAUCUUGUCACAGCAAAAUCAAAGACAAUUUGUCGUUUCUGCUGAUGGACCUGUUUCUGCCGACCUUGAGCGCGCAACACGAGAGCAAUUCUGGUUCAGAGAGGAAGUGCUCAAGUACCUUCGCGGCACGUGGGAAGAGAAGGGCUCCUCUAGAAACGGCAACAUUGAUCUCCGCGGUCUGAGAAUGAGUUCAAAGAUGAUUGAAACAAUACGUCUCCAAGAUGUUGCCAUCACAAUGUCAGUUGCGUCCACUGAAAAUGAAGAUGUUCAACACACUGGCCGCAGCAGGUUUACCGUCCAAGCAGAGAGUCUGUUGACGUUACGCACGACUGUAUACAACAAGAGCAAUGCCACCAUAAAAGCACUCUUGCGCCUCCAACCCACACUCGCAGACCAGAGUUCUGCAGAAAGUAGUCUGGAUAUCUCUCGCCGAUUGCUUGUUAGCGGUGUUUUGCAGCAAUGCUUACCCGUGCUCUCUCCACACAGCUCCGUCACUGUUGAACUUGGGAUAUGUCCCCUUGUUCACGGUGAAUUUGAGGUUAGCGCAAUGGUCGAGGAAGUCGCACUUUCGGUGUCCGAGGUAAAAGGGAUUGGCGAAGUCGAGACUGAAGACUUCGAAGCCGGCAAAGAAGGGCUUGCGAGGAAGGAACGGAGGGUUUGGCGGGGUGAAGAGCCAUGUAGGAUUAUCGUCACCUAA